CGGGGAUAAAUACUAUACAAAGAAGAAAACAUUAUUGAGGAGGUGUAGUAGUCUGGCGUACCAAGUGGUCCGUGUUGGUCUGCAGGAACCUCAGUGAAGGUCCAGACUCCACCUGGGCAGCAGCACCCGUGGAUACUCUCUCGCCGAAGAAAUAGUUGGAGUAGCGGACGAUGUUCUGGUGGCUGAUGGUGGUGGUGGCGCUGGUGGCGCCCCUGGACGCUCAAAUUAACUUUCCGGGUCAAGGAGGAAGGCCAGGUGGCAGGCCAGGAGGCAGGCCAGGAGGCAGGCCAGGGGGCAGUUCACCAGCACAAGGAGGUGGCUGUAACUGCGUGUUCAUUGCGGCCUGCGCACCAUACGUUGACCAGAUCCAACAAGAGUGUGACCUGGGCGGUGGUGUUCCUGGAGUCUGUUGUCCUGUGUCUGCUGCUGCCGCUGGUGCUUCACCCCAGACCGUCGCCACCAAAACAGUUUUCUCUCAAGCAAGUGUCAAUGUAAAAUUACCAACUUUAGACUCUGGGAAGAUUCCGCAGUCUCUCAGUGUUGGACUCAACUAUCCCAGCGAAAUUAAUCGGGUCGAGCAGAACAUUAUUAGGAACUCCGUCGUCCUGCCCAGGUUCUCACCAGCUGGUCAACAUCUUCGAGUCUUCAUCAUUAACGAAGGAGCGAAGGAAAUGGAUCGCAACGCCAUGGCUAUUAUCACCGCUUCUAGCGAACUAGCAAAAGACUUUAGUUUAACACCAAGAUUAGCAUCUUUUGGUCUGAGGGACAUGCCGGUGAGCGGUACAAGUCUUGCUAGUUUUUGUCCUCGGGAUCCCACUUGUACUCCCAACGCCAAGUACCGUACAGCUGAUGGAUCUUGCAACAACCUUGCUAACCCAUCCUGGGGCAAGAGCAACACACCCAACCAGAGGAUCUUACCACCAACUUAUGCUGACGGUGUGUUUGAGCCUCGCUCCACAGCAGUUGAUGGUUCUCCUCUCCCCAAUGUGCGUCGCAUUAGCAGUAACGUUUUACUAGACGUAAAUCAACCAGACGAGAUCUACACAUUUUCCCUCAUGGCGUGGGCACAGUUCACUGACCAUGAAUUUGCUCAUGUUCCUUUCCCUACUAUGGAUAAUGGAGAUGGAAUUGAAUGUUGCCCCAAUGGAACGCUGGUAGCUGAGAACUUGCGUCAUCCAAGAUGCUUUCCCAUUGAUCUUUCUGGUGACCCCUUCUAUGGUCCUUUAGGCAGGACCUGCAUGAACUUAGUCAGGAGCAUGGUUGCUGUGGGAACCGGCUCAAACUGUGUGUUUGGUUAUGCUGAGCAGCUGAACCAGCUUACACACUGGAUAGACGGCUCUGUCAUAUACGGCUCCACUGCUGACCAGACACGGGACUUGAGAUCAUUCAGGAACGGACUCAUGAAGACCUCCGGUAACAAUCUCUUACCAAUAAAUAGCGAACAGGGAGGAGAUUGCGAGGCUCGGGAACGCGGAGCUCUCUGUUUCGCUGCAGGCGACUCACGAGUGAACGAGCAGCCUAUCUUGACCGCCCUUCACACCUUGUGGGUGAGAGAACACAACCGUGUAGCAGGAGAACUUCAGAGACUGAACCCCCAGUGGUCGGACGAAGCUGUCUUCCAGGAGACCCGCAGGAUCAUCAUUGCCCAGCAACAACACAUUCUUUUCAACGAGUGGCUCCCCAUCAUCAUAGGAAGGGAUUUCAUGAGAUCCUUCGGUCUUAGUACACUUCCAUCAGGCUUCAGCAACGACUACAACCCCAGAAUCAACCCCAACAUGAACAAUGAAUUCUCAGCAGCAGCCUUCAGGUUUGGACACACACUGGUGCAAGGGAUUAUUCGAUUGUUCAAGGCAAAUGGCGGUGUGAACACCAUCAGGCUCCGCGAUCACUUUAACUCUCCUCAUCUCAUAGAGUUAGAAAAUCGACUGGACGAAUUAGUUCGAAGCUUCACACAAUAUUCUGUACAGAAGUUUGACUCCUUCAUUACUCAGGACUUGUCCAACCAUCUGUUCCAGACUCCCAGAUUUAACUUUGGCAUGGACUUGAUGAGUCUGAAUCUUCAACGUGGCCGCGACCACGGCAUCGCCACCUACAACAGCUUCCGAGAGCUCUGUGGUCUGCCGCGCGCCCGUACCUUCAACGACCUCACAGAUCAGAUCAAUCCUGAAAACGUUCAAAAACUGGCCAGAGUUUAUAAGAGCGUUGAUGAUAUUGACUUCUUCGUGGGUGGAAUCACUGAGAGGUCGGUCCCUGGCAGUCUCCUGGGCUGGACCUUCCUGUGUGUCGUGGGAGACCAGUUCGCCAGACUUAAGAAGGGAGAUCGAUACUUCUACGACCUCGGAGGACAACCAGGCUCCUUCAGCGAAGCUCAGUUGCAGCAGAUCCGUCGCUCCUCUUGGGCCAGGAUCAUAUGUGACAACUCUGACGUUGGCGCCGUCCAGCCACUAGCUUUCAGACAGACCAACAACAGAUUUAAUCAGCCAGUGCCGUGCAACAGUCCAAAAAUUCCGCAACCUGACUGGACACCUUGGCGCGGGGAGAGAGCUGCUGCUUAGCUCUGAUGGGCUGUAGCUCCUGACUCCUCUGAUGGUACCUUACUACUAGUUCAUCUGAGAGUUCUCGUUCUUUGUUCCUAGCUACUUCGCUGUGCCCUAGUUUGUCUGCUGCGUCUUAACUUGUGUGCUGCGUCCUAGCUCCCUUCAUAGUUUCUUCAUUUUUUUAUUGUUAUUUCCUUGUCAGUUGUUUAUCCACAACUGAUCCUUUGAACGUUACCACAAAAUGGAUUGCAGGGAUCACGAAUUGUUUUCAUCAUAGCAAGCUAAGUAAAUAAUUGUAUCUUUGAAUUGCAAAGCUUGUAACCUCUUAUAAUACCUUUUAGUUGCUGAGAAUAUAAAUUCAGCCCCAGGAUUUCAGAAAUCUUCAUAAUGAAAUGAUCUUCUAUCUCUUCUUUGGUGUGUUUGGACUACCCAUCAAAAGUUGUAUUUAUGGAGUCUCAUAAAUGUGCUCUGGUAUAUAACUGCAGUAUGAACUAGCCACCAAUUAUUAAAUUGUUUUGUAAUCAUGAUUGUCACAACUAGGGACUUUUCUUGUCAUUUUAAAUAAACAUUAGAAAAUUA
This is a messenger RNA of Cherax quadricarinatus, 3116 nucleotides long. RefSeq names its product salivary peroxidase/catechol oxidase. The record is from RefSeq and is a predicted model, not a curated record. NCBI's taxonomy places the organism in Eukaryota, Metazoa, Arthropoda, Malacostraca, Decapoda, Parastacidae. Gene Ontology annotation, biological process: response to oxidative stress. Gene Ontology annotation, molecular function: peroxidase activity; heme binding.